AGGACACGAUUCUCUCACGGGUCCCCCAUCCUCGCUUAGAGCAGGCUCUCUCCUGUUCCCCGGGUAGAAAAAAGAAGUCUCCAGAGCGCUUGCGCACACUGUUCCCCUUCGCCUCCCUCACCCCUCCCUCUUCCCGCGGCCCGCCGUGUGCUUCCCGUCGCCCACUAGGCGGCGCGCCCUGGGGCGCGAGGCGGCGGAUUGGCUACGGCAGCGGCCGAGCGGAGACACAGAGAGAGCGGGGCCGUGUGGGGCGGUACUGCGGCUGCUGAGGAGAAAUUGGGCUGAAGCAUUGAUAGCGCCGCCGCCAGGCAGUACGCGCACACGUGGACGACGGUUAAGGCGGCGCCGGCUCCGGUCUCUUCAAUAUCACUGCCGCCCGGAGUAGCGACAGCAGGAGGCGGCGGCGGCGGCGAGGGGCCAAGUGGCACGGGAGUGGUGGCGCGGCGACGUAGGAGGCGGCGGCGGCGGGGCCUGGUGGGAUGGUGGGUCCAAACGGCGCCGCAGGAGGAGGAGGAGGAGGAGGAGGCGGCGGUGAAGGAAGAGCGGGACGGGUGCGACGACGGCGGAGGCGUGGCGGUUCCCCCUCGCGACGCUGAGCCGAAGCGAAGGCGGACGGCGCCAGGAUCCCCGUGUCCCGGGGGCAGCAACAUGGUCCGGGAGAACAGGCAUCUCUGGGUAGGCAACCUGCCGGAGAACAUCCGCGAGGAGAAGAUCAUCAAGCACUUCAAGCGGGCUUCAGAUAACAGGGAGCGUGCUUAUGAGCCUAGUGCCUAUGGACACCAUGAACGGGGGACAGGAGGAUUUGAUCGCACGCGACAUUACGAUCAGGAUUAUUACCGGGAUACUCGGGAACGGACUUUGCAACACGGACUCUAUUACAGUUCUCGGAGUCGCAGCCCGAGCCGCUUUGAUGCUCAUGACCCUCGUUACGAACCUCGGGCUCGGGAGCAGUUUACGUUGCCCAGCGUGGUACACAGGGAUAUCUACCGGGAUGACCUCACCAGGGAGGUCCGAGGUAGAAGGCCGGAAAGGAGUUACCAGCACAGCAGGAGCCGGUCACCCCAUUCCUUCCAGUCCAGGACACAGUCUCCCCAGAGGCUGCCGAGCCAAGCAUCCAGAUCCAGUCGAUCGCCCAGCGGAAGCGGUUCUAGGAGCCGGUCUUCGAGCAGCGAUUCAAUCAGAAGCAGCAACGACAGGGCUUCAGAUAACAGGGAGCGUGCUUAUGAGCCUAGUGCCUAUGGACACCAUGAACGGGGGACAGGAGGAUUUGAUCGCACAAGACAUUACGAUCAGGAUUAUUACCGGGAUCCUCGGGAACGGACUUUGCAACACGGACUCUAUUACAGUUCUCGGGGUCGUAGCCUGAGCCGCUUUGAUGCUCAUGACCAUCAUUACGAACCUCGGGCUCGGGAGCAGUUUACGUUGCCCAGCGUGGUACACAGGGAUAUCUACCGGGAUGACCUCACCAGGGAGGUCCGAGGUAGAAGGCCGGAAAGGAGUUACCAGCACAGCAGGAGCCGGUCCCCCCAUUCCUCCCAGUCCAGGACACAGUCUCCCCAGAGGCUGGCGAGCCAAGCAUCCAGAUCCACUCGAUCGCCCAGCGGAAGCGGUUCUAGGAGCCGGUCUUCGAGCAGCGAUCCAAUCAGAAGCAGCAGCAAUACCAGCAGGGACAGCAGCGACUCUAGUGACGAAUCCCCAGCCCGUUCGGUUCAGUCGACGGCUGUUCCAGCCCCUACCUCCCAGUUGCUUCCACCUCUGGAGAAAGAUGAACCCCGUAAAAGUUUUGGGAUUAAGGUCCAGAAUCUUCCUGUGCGUUCUACAGACACCAGCCUCAAGGAUGGGCUGUUCCAUAAAUUCAAGAAGUACGGGAAGGUGACCUGUGUCCAGAUUCACGGGGCCUCCGAAGAGCGAUAUGGACUGGUGUUCUUCCGGCAACAGGAGGACCAGGAGAAGGCCCUGAACGCCUCCAAAGGAAAGCUGUUUUUCGGCAUGCAGAUUGAAAUGACGGCUUGGAUAGGGCCAGAAACCGAAAGCGAGAACGAAUUCCGGCCACUGGAUGAAAGGAUCGACGAGUUUCAUCCUAAAGCGACUAGAACUCUCUUCAUUGGCAACCUUGAAAAAACCACCACAUGUGAUGAGCUUUGUAACAUUUUCCAGCGUUUUGGAGGAAUAGUGGAUAUCGACAUGAAGAGAGUGAACGGGAUUCCUCAGUAUGCCUUCCUGCAGUUUUCCGAUAUUGCCAGUGUCUGCAAAGCCAUCAAAAAGAUGGAUGGAGAAUAUCUUGGAAACAAUCGCCUCAAGCUGGGCUUUGGAAAGAGCAUGCCUACCAACUGCGUGUGGCUGGACGGACUAGCGACAAGCCUCACGGAUCAGUAUUUGACGCGACAUUUCUUCCGCUACGGCCCAGUGGUGAAGGUGGUGUUUGAUCGCUUAAAAGGCAUGGCUCUGGUUCUCUACAAUGAGAUAGAAUAUGCACAGGCGGCUGUCAACGAGACCAAGGGGAGGAAAAUCAGCGGGAAUAAAGUUAAGGUGGAUUUUGCGAACCGCGAGAGCCAGCUGUCAUUCUAUCAGUCUAUGGAGAAAACGGGUCAGGACAUUGGAGAAUUCUACGAAAUGCUUACAGAAAGAAGGGAUGAAAGGAGAGGCUCCUAUGAUUAUGCUGCAGAUCGUACCUAUUACAAGGCUGUCCGGACACCGGGGACGUAUCCAGAAGUCCCUCGGAGAGAAUACCCGAUUCGAGGCAGGGACUUUUACGCCGAUUGGGAUCCUUACCAGGGAGACUAUUACGACCCAUGGUAUUAUGAUGAUCCCUGGAAAUACCGAGACUACAGGGGAGACACUUACGAGCAAGACAUCGGGGAGUACAGCUACCGACAGCGUGAGUGGUUUGAGUCUGACCGAGAGCACGAAAGGAGGCCCUUGGAAAGGAGCCAAAGCCCCGCUCACUCCCAGCUGUCGCAGAGCCCCAGCGCCUCCCCCUUGCAAUCAGAGCAGUUCCAGAGCGACUCCGAGAGGCGGAUCUACAGUCGCUCGUCUGAGCACAGUGGAAGCUGCAGCUCCCUUUCUCCACCCCGCUACGACAAACUGGACAAAAACCGCCUUGAGCGAUAUGCCAAAAACGAAAACCCAAAAAAAGAACGUGCUUUUGAACAAGAGCGGCCAGAGAAAGACAAGCUCCUGGUGAGGAAAGAGAAGCCGGAGAAGCUUGAAAAAGAGAAAACAGAGAAGCAGAAGCGGAAGGCCAAAGUGCAUUCUCCCAGCUCCCCGUCUUCGGAAACCGACCCGGAAAAUGAAAGGGAGCCCAGCCCCGAGAAAUCAAAAGGCAGCGGCAAGCAGAGCCGGAAAAGAGCCGAGAGGGAGGGGGCUGCCAAGAACUGCCUGGAUCUCAUGCCAUGUGUGGUGCUGACCCGAGUGAGAGAAAAGGAAGGGAAGGUCCUCGACCAGCCUCAGCUGGAGAAAUUAAGAGGGAAGCUGGAGAGUGACCCCAUCAAACCUCCCUUGUCUGAUCAGAAAAUGCAGAUUUCCCAAGUGGAUCAGACCAAGUUGGAACCACUGAAGCUCGACUCCAUCAGAACCAAAGUGUCCAAAGAGAAGGUCCUGGCCAGCCACAUUGAGGUGGUGGACAAAGAUGGGAAGCUGAAGCCUAAGAAGCACCUGAAGGCAGAUCCAUCCAGUGAAGUGGCCUAUCCGUUGAACCUCAAAAAGCAGGAGGCUCACAAAAGGCGUUUCGCGGAGGCAAACCUAAAAUCCGACAAGCAAAAAAUGGAAAUCAAAAGAAGCAGUCAGGAGGAAGAGGAAGGCCGGGUCAUUUUGAAAAAGCAGAUGGAUGUGGCUGAAACCGAAAGGAAGCCCCCGAGAAAAGAGGCCAUUAAAAGAGAAACUAGGAAAAUCAAGCUGGAAAGAUUUACUACCGUGGCCAGUCCCAAAGAUAAUACAGACCCCGCCAGCCUUUCGAUGAUCCGGAUGAGCACAGGGCACAUGGAAGGGACCCUCCAGCUCCUUUACCUGCUCCUGACUGACUGUUGCAUAUACCUCAUCCGAAAAGGAGCUGCCGAGAAGCCUUACAUGGUGGAGGAGGCUGUGUCCUAUAAUGAGCUGGACUACAUCUCUGUGGGUCUGGAUCAGCAAACAGUGACUUUGGUCUGCACCAACCGCCAGAAGCAGUUCCUGCUGGAAACGGCGGACACUACCCUAACUGAAUUCUUCCUGACCUCUCUGAGGUCCGCCAUGAUCAAAGGCUGCCGCGAGCCGCCAUACCCCAGCAUCCUGACCGACGCCACCAUGGAGAAACUGGCGCUGGCUAAAUUUGUGGCUCAGGAAUCCAAGCAGGAGAUCUCGGAAGUGGUGGUCCACUUCUAUGGCCUUGUUCACUGGGAAGACCCCACGGAUGAGAAUCCCGGCCCACCUUUGUCUCACUACUUGUCCACCGAAAACUGCAUCGUCAAGGAAGGUGUGCUAAAUUACAAAGCAGGAACCAAUUACCUGGGCAAGGAAGUCUGGAAGCCCUGCUUUGUUGUGCUCAGUAACGGCAUCUUGUACCAGUACCCAGACCGGACGGACAUCACUCCACUGCUGUCUGUGAAUAUGGGGGGGGAGCAGUGUGGCGGUUGCCGAAGGUCGAACGCGACAGAUCGGCCCCACUCCUUCCAGGUCAUUUUGACCGAGCGCCCUUCCCUGGAGCUGAGCGCAGAAAACGAAGAGGAGAUGGCCGACUGGAUGCAGUACUUAUGCCAGGCGGUCUCCCAAGGGGUCAUCCCACAGGGCAUGGCCCCUGCACCCUGCGUCCCCUGCUGCCUGGUGGUGACGGAGCAGAAACUGUUCACCUGCCACGAGGACUGCCAGACCAGCUUCUUCCGCUCACUGGCCACUGCUAAGCUGACGGACGUGGCUUCUGUCUCCACAGAGCCCGGUCGGGAAUAUUGCCUCCUGGAGUUUGCCCAGGAGCAGAAGCAGUACGUGCCCCCGUGGGUCCUCUAUUUCAGCUGCUCUGCCGAACUGGAGCGGUUCCUGGUGGCGCUGGACGCUGUGUGGAAGAGCACCUACCAGGCGGACCUUCUGCACAAGACCCUCGAGGACAGCUCCAUCCGGAAGAAAUGCGAGGAUGCACUGAGCCUGAUCCACAGCACGUGGCAGCGCAGCGACAGCCUGUGUCGCGGCCGGGCUUCCCGGGACCCCUGAAGUUAGCCUCCCGGGAGGCGAAGAAUGGCCUGAUCCCACCAGGCGGACGCACAGACGGGCGCACGAGGGAGGGGAGGACCUGAGG
Messenger RNA from Thamnophis elegans (Western terrestrial garter snake), 5263 nucleotides. RefSeq names its product msx2-interacting protein-like. Lineage: Eukaryota; Metazoa; Chordata; Lepidosauria; Squamata; Natricidae. Gene Ontology annotation, molecular function: kinesin binding; RNA binding. Gene Ontology annotation, biological process: regulation of protein localization; positive regulation of membrane tubulation; lysosome localization. Gene Ontology annotation, cellular component: endosome membrane. The coding region runs from base 649 to 5178 and encodes 1509 amino acids. The transcript has 21 exons. The record is from RefSeq and is a predicted model, not a curated record.